Molecule: messenger RNA, 765 nt
Organism: Fulvia fulva
Lineage: Eukaryota; Fungi; Ascomycota; Dothideomycetes; Mycosphaerellales; Mycosphaerellaceae
Exons: 1
Coding region: 1-765 (254 amino acids)
Source: RefSeq, a predicted model, not a curated record
AUGAAGCACACCAUCACCACCAUCCUCCUAUCGGCGGCCAUCGCCUACGCCCAGACCGACGACAGCUCUUCAGAAACCUACAUCAGCUCAGUCUGCGCCCCAACAAACUCCACCGGCUUUCCAGACUGGAACGCACCCUGCAACGCAGCCCAAGCAAUCCAAGUCCAAUGCAUGUACGGCGAAUCCUACUUCCAAGAACUCCUCAAUCAAUACGGCAACCCCGGCAAGCGACAAGCCCGCAACGAAGACGUGCCCAUGCAGCCAAACGCCGCCCAGCGCACCUGCAUCUGCCAGUCGCAGUUCUGGAACCAGGCGAACGGCUGCGCGGACUGCUACAAGGGCCACGGCCUCAGCGAAGCAGAAGCUGGUAUCACCAACAAAGACAUCACCUCGAUUUCAUCCCAGUACUGCGCCGCCAGCUCGACUCCGACACUAGGACUCGCAGACUGGCUCUUCCAGUAUGCCGACAGCAUGGCUUCGGCUUCACCCACUGCGACUGCCAAGUCUUCGAGCUUCAGCGAUCCGAUCGCCAACAAGACGGAAGUUAGCUUGUACUUCACGCCCAGUGUGACGGGGAGUGCGGCUUAUAUUGUGGCUCAGGCGACGGGCAGUGCUACUAGCAAGGUCAAUUCUGUGAGUGGGCAGAUCAGGCCUACUGCGGGUGGUCGUGCUAGUGGGACGACUUCUGGGAAUGGUGCUGGGAAGACUGAGGCGGCUGCUGUUGCUGGGUUGAUUGGUGUGGCUGGGCUUGUUGCGUUGUUGUAA